AUGAACGGUGGAGAUGGUCCUUCUAGCUAUGCUCGCAACUCCUCCUAUCAGAGGGGAGCCAUUGACGCUGCUGAAGCACUACUUAGGAAGGAGAUCCACAAGCGGCUUGACCUCACUAACAAUACAUUCUCUUGUUUCAAGGUCGCGGACUUUGGAUGCUCCUGUGGCCCCAACACCCUUCUUGCUGUAGACAUCAUCAUUCAAGCGAUCCUCCACAAGUUCAGCUCCUCUAUGGCUAAUGUUAAAACCCCCGAGUUUCAAGUGUUCUUUAACGACCUCUCCCACACUGUUUUCAAUGCACUGUUUGCUUUGCUCCCUCCUCAGAGUCAGCGUCCCUACUUCUUGACUGGUGUCCCUGGCUCUUUUUAUGGAAACUUGUUUCCCAAGGCAUCUCUCAACUUGGCUUACUCCUCUUGUGCUCUCUGUUGGCUCUCCGACUUGCCACCAGAGAUAACUGAUACAACCUCUCCUGCUUACAACCGAGGCAGGAUUCAUUACACGGGAGCAUCAGCAGAGGUCGCACAAGCCUACUCCUAUCAGUACAAGAAGGAUCUCAAGUCUUUCCUUGUUGCAAGAUCACGUGAGCUCGCGGAAGACGGGCUGAUGGCAUUGAUAGUGCCCGGUGUACCAGAUGGGUUUCUCGAUUCUCAGGCUUCAACGGGAUCUGAGUUCGAUCUGGUGGGCUCAUGCCUCAUGGACAUGGCCAAAGAGGGAAGAAUAAAGGAGGAGGAUGUAGACAGUUUCAACCUGCCCAUCUAUUACACAACUCCAAAGGAAUUGGAAGAGAUCAUCAGAAGCAAUGGGGAGCUGAAAAUCGAGAAAAUAGGGACACUGGAUGGUGUGGAUGCACACGAGACCAUGCCUGACCUUGACUCGAGGGUCCUGUAUCUCAGAGCGGUGCUUGAAGGUCUAAUUCGCACCCACUUUGGCCAUCAAAUCCUUGACGAGCUGUUUGAACGCUACUCCCUCAAACUUGCCCGUUCCUCUUUCAUCCUCCAUCCUCAAACCCACAGAUCCAUCAUGAUCUUUACCCUUCUCACUCGCCUUCGUUACACCUGA
Messenger RNA from Eruca vesicaria subsp. sativa (arugula), 1059 nucleotides. Lineage: Eukaryota; Viridiplantae; Streptophyta; Magnoliopsida; Brassicales; Brassicaceae. The record is from the annotation of a GenBank genome assembly.